Molecule: messenger RNA, 465 nt
Organism: Pyrenophora tritici-repentis Pt-1C-BFP
Lineage: Eukaryota; Fungi; Ascomycota; Dothideomycetes; Pleosporales; Pleosporaceae
Source: RefSeq, a predicted model, not a curated record
AUGACUGACAGCCAGGCUCGUACGACAACAAUCCAAGGCAGCCGGAUGCCGUGGCGACUAUCUGUCCAAGGGAAGAUGAAGGGCAACCAACGGCACUCCAAGCCACCAUUACGACGAUUUAUACUGCGUCUGGUUUGGCGCGGGCAAUUUACCGAGUCUCGAACUGACGGAUGCCGCAUCCAGCCCAUGUAUGUCGGAGACGUGUAUUCUGCAUCCUCGGCUGGGAUUGCCUUGCUGCGCCCCAUGGCUGCAUCAACACCAACACUUGUCAUCAGGCCGUCUGCCAACUGGAUUGGCGAAGAAGCAGUCUACUAUAGGACCCCUUUCGGUCGGUUGACAGCUUCAGCUGGCUUCUCCAUCCAGAACUCGAUUCCAACAUAUCAGGAGCUGCGUGGCUUGCAGAUCCAAGACUCGAACUACCCUUUGACACACAAGGGUGACCUAGGCGCCGGAGGAGCUGAUUGA